CGCUGGAGCCGGAACCCGGCGACGCGCGCCAAUCCUGCUUGUAGUAUGGCUCUCCGGCCGCAGAGGACUUUCAGGCGGCGCCAGGUCGAGUCCAGCGAUAGCGACGGCGACGGCGCGGAGGAGCGGCCUGCUGAGGUGCCGGCGGACGCAGGCCGGCCGUCUGCAGGCGGCAGAGCAGAGGGAGCGGAGCCGCCGCGCAGGGCCCGUGGUAACCGGGGCCGAGGUCGGGUGUGGGCGAGCUCCCGGCGCAGCCCCGGAACUGCUUCCCGCAGGGACCGCGGUGCAGUUAUCUUCUUAGAAUCUGGGACAGUUGACCUCUCAACAGAUGAAGAGGAAGAAGCACAUCCCUCGUCGGAAAGUAAGGAUGAUCAGAGUCCAGCCUCCCAUAGCUCUAGUUCUCUGGAAGAAAAAGAAGUUUCACCCAUAGUUAAGAUCCCUGAUGCAGCUUUUAUCCAGGAAGCACGCAGAAAACGUGAGUUGGCCAGGACCCCUGGUGACUACAUUUCACUGGAUGUAAACCAUCCCUCUACCACGUGUGACAAUAAGAGAAGCAAUGAAGAGGACCCAGAGAGUGACCCUGAUGACUAUGAAAAGAGAAUACUGUUUGCCCCAAAGCCUCAAACACUCAGACAAAGAAUGGCUGAAGAAACAUCAUUCAGAAAUGAAGAAGAGAGCGAAGACAGUCAGGAAGAUGAAAAUCAAGACAUUUGGGAACAACAACAAAUGAGGAAAGCAGUCAAGAUCAGAGAGGGACAAAACAUAGACCUUUCCCCAAAGAGUGACUCUCAAACAUUGAAGAAGUUUGAUACUUCCAUUUCAUUUCCACCAGUAAAUUUGGAAAUUAUAAAGAAACAAUUAAAUAAUAGAUUAACAUUACUACAGGAUACUCAUCGCUCGCACCAGAGAGAAUAUGAAAAAUAUAUAGAAGACAUCAAGAGUUCAAAGACUGCAAUCCAGAACCUGGAGAAUGCAUCUGAUCAAACUCUAAACUACAAAUUCUACAAAGGCAUGAAAAUUUAUGUGGAAAAUAUAAUCGAUUGUCUAAAUGAAAAGAUUGUCAUAAUUGAGGAACUAGAGUCAUCCACGUACACGUUGCUUUUUAAACAAUCAGAAGCACUUUUGAAACGCAGGCAAGACGAGUUAAAAUGUGAAUCAUCCUAUUUGCAACAGUUAUCACGCAAAGCUGAGACAUCAGUAAAUGGAAGCUUGGCUCCAGAUGAAAAGGAUCAACGGAUUUUAGAGGAGAUUGAAGCUCGAAGGAUGCAGAGAAGACAAGCAAGGGCGCUCUCUGGCAACUGUGACCAUCAGGAGGGGACUUCUAGUGACGAUGAGCUAGCUCCUGCUGAGAUGACCAACUUCCAAAAACGCCAAGGUGACAUUUUACAAGAUUGUAAGAGAGUUUUUGAAGAUGUGCAUGAUGAUUUUUGUAACGUCCAGAAUAUUUUAUUGAAAUUUCAGCAGUGGCGAGAAAAGUUUCCUGAUUCCUACUACGAAGCCUUCGUUGGUUUCUGCUUACCAAAGCUUUUAAGUCCCCUGAUACGAGUUCAGUUGCUUGAUUGGAAUCCUCUGAAGUUGGACUCCAUGGCUCUAAACCAGAUGCCCUGGUUCACAUCCAUCACAGAGUUUAUGGAUGGCAGCUCAGAAGACCCAAGGGAGGAGGAUGGUUCCGAUAAAAAAAUGUUGUCUGCUGUCAUCAACAAGACAGUUGUUCCUCGCCUUGCAGAUUUUGUAGAGUUUAUUUGGGAUCCAAUGUCAACCUCACAGACAAGAAGUUUAACUGUGCACUGCAGACUGCUUUUUGAACAGUUGGCUUCUGAAAAUGAAGUUAGUAAAAGCAAACAGGAUUUGCUUAAAUCUGUUGUUGGAAGAAUUAAGAAAUCAAUAGAAGAUGAUGUUUUUAUUCCUCUAUAUCCAAAGAGUUCUGAAGAAGGAAAAAUGUCACCACAUUCAAAGUUCCAAGAAAGACAGUUCUGGGGCGCUUUAAAGCUCUUCCGCAAUAUCCUUCUUUGGAAUGGGCUUCUCUCAGAUGAUACCUUGCAAGAUCUAGGACUGGGGAAGCUGCUGAAUCGCUAUCUUAUUAUUGCUCUUACGAAUGCCAUCCCUGGACCAGAUGCUGUUAAAAAGUGCAGCCAGAUAGCAGCUUGUCUACCAGAAAAAUGGUUUGAGAACUCUGCUAUGAGGACAUCCAUUCCCCAACUAGAAAACUUCAUUCAGUUUUUGUUGCAGUCUGCACAUAAAUUGUCCACAGGUGAAUUCAGGAAUGAAGUCAAUGAAAUAAUUCUUAUCCUGGUUAAGGUAAAAGCUUUGAAUCAAGCGGAGUCCCUCAGAGAGGAGCAUCACCUGGAGCCCCCCAUAUCCCCAAUUUCAGGCGUUUGAGUGCACGAUAGGAGAUGUUGAGUCAUUGAUAAAAGUACUCAGUUCCUUUGCUUGUGUGCAGCUGGUACCUCUUCCCUUCCUCUGCCCACCUUUGGUGUCCUGAAAGGCUGUCCUUCUGGAGCUGUGUGACUGAGGGUGUUACGUGCACAACAGCAGUAAUCCUUUCUCAAUCUGAGAAGGAACUGAAGAAAUCGGAUACACAGAAGCAUAUCCAGUCAAACCCAGCUUUGGCUGUCUUAAAAUUCCCACUGCUUACAGAUCAGCUAAUGAGGAAAUCCUGGAGUUAUGAAAUGAUUAACAGUUUUUAUAACAAAUUGUCCUUCCAAAAUCUGUACUGGGUGAUUGUAUGAGCUCAGUGAAAGAGUGCCAGUGAGUCUCCAGAUUUGUAAUUCAUUGUUAAUUUAUUAAGAAAAAAACCUUUUUUAAAAAAGC
Messenger RNA from Cricetulus griseus (Chinese hamster), 2808 nucleotides. Lineage: Eukaryota; Metazoa; Chordata; Mammalia; Rodentia; Cricetidae. The record is from RefSeq and is a predicted model, not a curated record.